This is a messenger RNA of Stegastes partitus (bicolor damselfish), 1265 nucleotides long. RefSeq names its product HAUS augmin like complex subunit 8 (gene haus8). The record is from RefSeq and is a predicted model, not a curated record. Bases 9 to 1112 code for a protein of 367 amino acids. Gene Ontology annotation, cellular component: cytoplasm; centrosome; nuclear microtubule. Gene Ontology annotation, molecular function: microtubule binding. Gene Ontology annotation, biological process: spindle assembly; centrosome cycle. The transcript is spliced from 10 exons. Lineage: Eukaryota; Metazoa; Chordata; Actinopteri; Pomacentridae.
AAACUAUCAUGGCGUCGAGAAGAACAACAACGGUGCCAAGUAGCUUUAAAAGUUCCUCCACCGACACGAAAAGCUCCAAAUGUAGCGGUGCUGCUAAAGCCAGCAGCAGUGGAAAUGGAAAGAAAGCUGUUAAAUCCAGUGGGACGGUUGUGAAGUCUCGGUACAUGCAGUCUGCAGCUGAGAAGACGUCUCUUUCGAAGAGUAACUCACUGACCAAUGAGUCGUUUGCGGUGCCGGUGAGACCUUCGUCACCGAAACCCAGCGGUGUGAAACCGAGGGUGGGCACUCCACCGAGACGCUCAGUGGCCCCACGAGCUCUCGCAGCAUCAACGAUGUCACGUGAAACUGAACCGUCACUUCUGGGAAGAAGUAUUCUGCAGUCCACUUUCUCAGAUGGGCACUGCUUUCGACCCGAUUUCGAUAUCUCAGCCAUUAAAGAAAAAACAGUGAUUGAAAACGCAGCAGAGCCGGAGAGAAAUCCAGAGAAUGAGAAGAGGAUGGUUGAAAUGCAGACGUUUCUGCUGGCCUACCUCACAGCCAAGAUGGAGAACAGCACUGAAAGACUCAAGAUGGAGGCAGAAGCAAAGAUCCUGCAAGCGAUGGAGGAAGAGGAGAUGCUGCAUAGAGAGGUGGAGGAGAAGAAGCGCCAGUACCUUCUGGCUGAGAAGAAAAGGCUGGUGAAUGAGCUGCUGGAUCUGCAGAUUGCUGCACUGACUCCCGUGGCCGAGGCUGCCAAGCAGUUCACAAGUGACUACAAGUCCUUCGCAACAUCUGUUGACACCACCAGACAUGAGCUGCCUGUCAAGAACUUCUACAUCAACGGGGACGGACGGGAAUUUCUAGAUAAAGCUGAGUCUUGCCUGAAGGAUAGUGAGACAUUGCUGGCGGAGUGCACGGAGGGAGAUCACAAGGACAACAGCACCUCUCUGGAGUGCCUGAAGGAGAUGAAAACGGCAUCAAAGGACAUCAGUGAGCAGCUGUCGGGUGUGUUUUCAGAGCUGCUCGAGCUGUCCUCACUCGUCCGCCAGCAUACGAUCCACGUCCAGCAGGCCACGGAGGAAGAACAGCUCGGCAGUCCAAGAACCAGCGCGCUCUACUGCCCCAAACCGUGAACAACACAGCAUGGAACCACAAUACGUGCACUUUGAAUCCCCCUCCACCCCAAGUUUGUCUGGUUUGGCUGUAUUCGUAGCUUUUGUCUUUGUUUUUCCGUCUGUGUCUCUGCAUUAUGAGAAAUUGUAAAAUGUUGAAUAAUGACUGAUAUG